UCCAUAUACAACCAUGGUCAAGUUCAUCAAAGCUGGAAAGGUUGUCGUUAUCUUGCAGGGUCGCUUCGCCGGCAAGAAGGCCGUCGUUGUCCGCAACCACGAUGAGGGUACCAAGGACAGACCCUACGGCUAUGCCGUCGUUGCUGGUGUUGAGCGUUCCCCUUUGAAGGUUACCAAGGGCAUGGGCAAGAAGAAGGUUGCCAAGCGCUCCAAGGUCAAGCCUUUCGUCAAGAUUGUCAACUACAACCACAUGUUGCCCACCCGUUACGCUCUCGAGUUGGAGCAGAUCAAGGGUACCGUCUCUGCUGAUUCCUUCAAGGAGCCCUCCCAGCGCGAGGAGUCCAAGAAGGUCAUCAAGAAGCUCUUUGAGGAGCGUUAUCAGACCGGCAAGAACAAGUGGUUCUUCAGCAAGCUUAGAUUCUAAGCUACUUUCCCCCUAUUUUUUGCUGCUGUAGCUUUGAUGUGAAUAAAAUCAAAUCAAACAAUAUUCAACAAAAUUAAGAAACC
Phycomyces blakesleeanus NRRL 1555(-) is the source of this 507-nucleotide messenger RNA. RefSeq lists its product as hypothetical. Bases 14 to 424 code for a protein of 136 amino acids. Gene Ontology annotation, molecular function: structural constituent of ribosome. The transcript has 3 exons. Gene Ontology annotation, biological process: translation. The record is from RefSeq and is a predicted model, not a curated record. Lineage: Eukaryota; Fungi; Mucoromycota; Mucoromycetes; Mucorales; Phycomycetaceae. Gene Ontology annotation, cellular component: ribosome; cytosolic large ribosomal subunit.